ACACGCCGACCGUGCCCGCCUGGCCACCGUCGUCCCGCGGGUGUUUCUUUCCUCUCCUCCAAGCCAGCGCCCGCCACCGCCCACCGCCCACCGGCGCCCGCCCGCCUCCAUUUAUACCUCCUCCGGCGAGGCAACGCACGCAACCCUUCCCAUCCCUUCCCUCCCCCACCGACGAAGGCGACGAAUCUCGGAAUCCCAAUUCCAUAGAGGCGGGAUCGAUCGGAAUCAGGGUACCCCGCAGGAGUCCAAAGCCUGCUGCCGUGAUGUCGGCGACCGCGGCGGACGAGGCGGCGGUGGAGGCGCGCCUCCAGGCGCUGCGGCAGAUGCUCGGGAAGAAGCAGCAGUUCGAGCAGGCAGUCGCCGACCUCGCCGCCGUGGUACGGGACCGCUACGCCGGCGCCUCCCCCGCACUCCGCAAAUCGAUGUAUUCAACAGUUUGCCGUGUUGCAACGGUGCUUCAGACUAGAUAUACAGCUCCUGGAUUCUGGCGUGCUGGUCUGAACCUCUUUGUGGGAACUGAGAAGCUGGUAACUAAUCCUGCUGAAAAGGAGCACUUGAAGAGCUGCAUUUCAAGGGCCCGGGAGCAUCUUGACGAAAAAGAAAAUGAGGAUUCCAUACCAAGCAACAGAGAAGCAGACACCAGAUUUCUUUUUGAAGGACACCUUACUGUGGGACAGGAGCCUCCACCUCCAGCAUGGCUUGUUGCCGAUAACUUAGCACGGGAAUUGAGCAUACUAACUGAAUCCUCUGGGGGUCAAGAUGGGAACAGCAAUAGGAUAGAGUCUAGAGCCGAGGAUGUGACACCUGCUAUAAUGAACUUCUUAGAAAGCAUAUCAGGAAACAGGGAUCUAGAAACUGCCUUGGAAGAAUCACUGCAGGGAAUCAUUGAGCAUCCACCCAGGGCACCCCCAGCCUCAAAGGAAGUUGUUGCCAAUUUACCUGUCCUAACAGUUACCGAGGAAGUCAUUGCUAGAUUGGGCAUUGAGACGGAGUGUGCUGUUUGUCGUGAAAACUUGGUUGUGGAUGACAAGAUGCAGGAGCUGCCGUGCAAGCAUCUUUUCCAUCCUCCGUGCCUGAAGCCAUGGCUGGACGAGAACAACUCAUGCCCGAUCUGCCGCCACGAGCUGAGGACAGAUGAUCAUGUGUAUGAGAGCAGGAAGGAGCGCGAAAAGGAAGAGGAGGAAGACAGGAGGGGAGCGGCAAAUGCUGUCAGGGGUGGAGAAUUCAUGUAUAUCUGAACUCAGCAGUAGCAGAAUGUAAUCCCUUGCUGAGCUUUGUGAUUUCCUGAUGCCUCGUUGUAACUGAAGUUAAUAGCGCCUGUCAUUCUCCACAAAUUUGUCAUGUUGGUACUGGCUGGUCAGGCUAGACAAUGCAGUUCGUGAUGGAUGGUGUGUUGUUAUCUCACCUGUAAAUCUGUAAUCAAUGUGGCCUGGCAGAGCGCUGUUUGAUCAGAACUCGCAGCGCCUAUCUGCUCCGGCAUGGCUGCCAGAUCGCUGAUGAAGCUUUAAGGCAAAGGUUGGUGGAGAGAUUGCUUU
Molecule: messenger RNA, 1535 nt
Organism: Panicum virgatum (switchgrass)
Lineage: Eukaryota; Viridiplantae; Streptophyta; Magnoliopsida; Poales; Poaceae
Product: E3 ubiquitin-protein ligase AIP2-like
Exons: 5
Coding region: 264-1238 (324 amino acids)
Biological process (GO): positive regulation of DNA-templated transcription; ubiquitin-dependent protein catabolic process; protein ubiquitination
Cellular component (GO): nucleoplasm; cytoplasm
Molecular function (GO): ubiquitin protein ligase activity
Source: RefSeq, a predicted model, not a curated record